Prinia subflava (tawny-flanked prinia) is the source of this 5178-nucleotide messenger RNA. It is a transcript of the gene CLN8, whose product is annotated as CLN8 transmembrane ER and ERGIC protein. The record is from RefSeq and is a predicted model, not a curated record. Gene Ontology annotation, cellular component: membrane; endoplasmic reticulum. Gene Ontology annotation, molecular function: ceramide binding. NCBI's taxonomy places the organism in Eukaryota, Metazoa, Chordata, Aves, Passeriformes, Cisticolidae. Bases 225 to 1127 code for a protein of 300 amino acids. Gene Ontology annotation, biological process: lipid homeostasis; nervous system development; phospholipid metabolic process. The transcript is spliced from 3 exons.
CAUGCGCAGAGGGCGCUCGGCGGCUGCGGGCGGUGCUGUGGGACCGGCGGGUCCAGCCGGGUCGGGCCUCCCCAGGCGGGUCGGGCCGGGCCGGGCCGGGCGCUCCUGGGGGACCGCGGAGGGCAGUCCCGGAGCCAGGAAGGGCCGCCCCGUCACUGCGGGCAGCGCUGUGGAUGGAAGAGUUCAGCCUUACUGGUUUGCGUAAUAGCAGAGGGUAAAUAGGCAUGAAGGAGACUGUAGUGGGGAUGAGAAGUGUCAAAAGAGAAGAAAUGACUCCUACAAGUGCUGAUACAGUGUUUGGCACCAUUUUUGACUGGGACUAUCUCUCAUGGGAAAUUCGUUUGACAUUUUUAGCUGCUGGUUUUUUAAUCUACUUGGGAGUAUUUCUUCUGUCUCACUGGUUGUCUUCUUGGAGAAGUACCACCUACCGUGCCUUGCAUGCAAAGGAGAAGGUGUUUUGGAAUAUGGCAGUCACACGUGGUGUGUUUGGACUUCAGAGUUGUGUUGGUGGCUUAUGGGCUUUGCUCAUAGAUCCCGUUUUUCAUGAUGACAAAGUCUAUUCACAGCAGAAGUGGAGUUGGUUUAACUGUUUAAUAGCAGCUGGAUUUUUCUUGCUUGAAAAUGUAGCAGUUCACGUGUCCAACAUUAUUUUUAGAACAUUUGAUGUUUUCUUAGUAGUUCAUCAUUUGCUUGCUUUUGGUGGCUUGGCUGGUUUGGUAAUUAAUGUGAAAUCUGGACAUUAUCUGCCUUUGAUGGGAAUGCUGCUGGAGAUGAGCACUCCCUCAACAUGCAUUUCCUGGAUGCUUCUGAAGGCUGGCCGUGCUAGCACCUUUUUCUGGAAGGCAAACCAGUGGGUGAUGAUCCAUCUGUUCCACUGCCGCAUGAUUCUUACCUACCACAUGUGGUGGGUGUGUAUUUUCAAUUGGAACGCUAUUAUAGAAAAUCUGGGACUUCUUCACUUUACUGUUUUAUUCUCAGGAUUAUUUGCUGUUACACUCAUACUUAACCCAUACUGGACAUACAAAAAAACUCAGCAGCUUCUCAGCCCAACUGACUGGAACUUUGAAAAUAAAGCAGUGGAAAAUGGAAAAUUAAAUGGUGAAACACAUCAAAAGAAGAGGAUGUAGCACUGAAACAACAAUUUCCCAGCGGAGUAACAGAAGAAUGCAAUGCAAAGUCAUUCUGUGCACGUGAACUAGAAGAUUUUGCAAGAAGCUCAUUGACACAGUGACUCCUUGCUGGUAGCACUCUGUAUGCAUCACAAGUGUUGAAAAGCAUUGUUUGUGUUUCUUAUGUGUACACAUAUAAGAACUUCAACCCUUGUUAUGAAUUACACCAACAAUUUGUCAGAUUGGACAGUAUUUCAUAAUUUAAUAGUGAUAUGCUCCCUAGUGGCAUGUUUUCUUUUUCCUAAUGCUUCAAAGUGGCUUUAGAGUAAGUCAUCUUAUUAAGCUCAGCUUGAAUCAAGUUUAGCUUGAAUCCUGUUUCACAUAUGGUGGAGAUACUGAUACUGAAAAUUAUGUUAAAUUGUUUAUUAAGAUCAAUUAUGAUCCAAGUUAGGUAUGCACGGAUACCUAAUUCCCGUGUGUCAAUGAAUCAUUCCAAGUGGCAGAACUGGUAGAAUGCAGUCAUGGCCCAGGUUUAGGUUUUUUUGGUUGGUUUGUGGGUUUGAGGUUUUUUGGGUAUUUGCUUUUGUUCUUUUUUUCUUUUAAGUUCGCUUAAGGAACCGGAAAAUAAUUGAGUGUUUGCUCACUCAAAGGUGUAGUUUCCAGGUUGCCCUCGGUGUGGGGGGAGUUCAUAUCCAUCAAAACCAUACAUGUGGAGAUCCCUGCAUUUGCCCCAUGAGUAGCUAGUCAUAGUUGCGGCCUCUGGACUUGAAAUCAAUGAAAUGCAAGUGGCAACACCAGAAGGUGACUCUGUAUCAUCCUUGAAAAAAUGCUGCUUGGUUAGGAAAUAAUUAGUAAAAUUAUUUUGUUCGUAGGUCCCACAUGAAGGGUCAUGCAAUUAGUUUCACUAGUGCUUCUGCUAUGGUUCCUCUUAUUUUUGGGAAUGCACUUAGUUUGAGAUGGUUUCAGAAUCUGAGGUGACUCCUCUGUGGAGGAAAGCCCGUAUCACCUCCUGUAGGAGUUCGGUUGUUUUAAUAUUUUUAUUUAACUUUAAAGAACAUACCAAGUGACACUAACAAUCCUUUGCACUUUAUCUGCCACAUCACAAAAAUCUUUCCGUGACCUGAGAAACUGGGUUGCUGUUUAGGUAGGGACUAAUGGUGAUGAAUGUUCUCCCACUUUUUCUGGUUUGAUGGUUCCUGGGUGAAAUUUUGGGAAGUGGAUGGAGUGAUAAAAAUCACAACAGAAGAGAGUGACGCCUAGUGGCAGGAGAAUGCCAGGGGUAUUAGUUUUGGUGCAUGGAACAAAUGAGAUUUAAAAAAAUGGUUAAUUGGAAUUCUGUGUGACAUGACUGCUACACAGAUUUAUUUCCCAAAGCAUUAAGACUGGGUGAACCCAAGUUGUGAAGAAUUCUAGAUCAAGCCACGAAUUAGAGACUUAGUGGACUGAUCUGUGGUGGAACAUAUUGUUUUAAAUGUGUGAGGGAAGCACUCUUUGGUGUAAACACCCCCAUUUUAUAGAUUUUUGGUGGGAAUGUCUUUGAUUUGUUCUGAGAUAAGGGAGUGGUCCGGUUGCUGUGUUCCCUAAUUUACUCACUGUGAGCACAGAGUUGAAUUGCUGUUCUGUGAUGGAGAGGAAACUUCUUACUUUAGGUCACAAAUACAUAACGAAAUCUUGUUGAUAAUGAUGAAUUGGUGAAUAUCUGAAAUUGCCCAUCCAAAACCAGGCUGAGAGGGUCACAGUAAUUUUACACCUGAACCCUGUCUGUUACUGUGCUCAUAUUUAAUAGAUAAAAUCUAAAUUUGGAGCUACCUUCUUAUUUCUAAGGUAGGCAGAAUGAAGUUGCAGUGUUCUCUGUCUGGGCACCAUCCUAUAGUAAAAAGGGUUCCCAAAAGUUUGAAAUGUCUUGAAGAAUUGUAUGUGGGAGAGUAAUGUUAAAAGUACUUUGGAAGAAACCAGAGGGAUGAAUUUCUUGGCUGUGGAAUCAAAAAUGUGAUCUGAAUGCAUAUCUUGCAGAAUCCAAACCUCACAUGCAGGAGUUCCAGGGAGAAAGGCAGAGAAUAAGUCAUCAGGUAUCAGAAUGAUUGUGUACUCUAUGAAGCUUAAAACUUGAAGGUUUGGAUUUGAUAAAACAAGGUAAUAAUUGUUAAAAUCCUGCCUACAGAAUUCUGAAGAAUCCUAACAGAAAAUGGACACAUCAGAAGAACUUUGGGAUGAGUGUGUAAUUCUUAUAGUGCCUGGCUAAAGAAUGUGAAGUUCCUAUGUGCUAAAAUAAAAGCAUAUGGAGGGUGGGGGUUAGUAGUGAAUUGAGACUGAAGAAAGACAGCUGGAAAUUUAUGUCGUAGCACCAGAUGUCUAAAGUUUAAUAUUUUAUAUUACUGAUUUGUCUAACUUUAUUAAUUGAGUUUAAAAUCUUUCAUUAAAAUUAUUAUUUUAUCAUAAUAACGCAGUCUUUUUAGUUUGCAUCCUAGUGUGAUUUUUUUCUCAAAAAACCUGUUAGGGUUUGCAUGUCUUAACUAUCUAAUGAAUAAUACUUUAGACCCCUGUUAAUGUAAGCACUGGUAGACCUGCUAAAACAAGAAAGUUAUGCAAUAAAACAAAUAACAGCACUUACUGUAUUUCUGUUGGUUUAAGGGUACUUUACAGUCCAGCUAGAAACACAACACAACAAAAACACAGACAACCUUUCUUCUUCAUGGCUUAGUGUUGGGGGGAGUUACCAGUUCUGUUACACAAAGCCUCUUCUUUUAUACUUGGGUAUAAAAGGACCUUUUAUAAGGGCAUGUGGUGAUAGGGCAAGGAUAAUGGCUUUAACCUAAAAAGAGGGGAGAGUUAGAUUAUAUUAGCAAGAAAUGGUUCCCUGUGAGGGUGGUGAGGCACGGGAACAGGUUGCCCAGAGAAGUUGUGGAUCCCCCAUCCCUGGAAGUGUUCAAGGCUGGGUUUGAUGGGGCAUUGAACGACCUGGUGUAGUGGAAGGUGUCCAUGCCUACAGCAGGAGGGUUGGAACUAGAUAAUCUGUAAGGCCUCUUCCAAUCCCAAACUUCUGGGAUUCUUCACUGUCUACUGACUGCUCCCUUCAGGAGGAUUUUCUGGUUUAUUAUUGGGGAAGUCCCAUUGCUCUGAAACAAGUCUGAAAAAGUUCUUGAACUGAGAGUUUUGGUGUCUAUUAACCCUUACAGCUAAGUGCUCCUUUUCAGCCUAAAGGUAGAGUAGCUGUAUCUUGUUUGUAAAUUUUGUUGAAGUGAAACUAAUCCCAGUCCUGGUGGGCCUUCUUAUACAGCCUCAUCCACAAUCCCAUUUAGAAAAAUUCAGUCAUCUUCAUUAGUGGCUGGAUUGGGUCACAGGGUAUGCUGCUGUGGAUUUGGGAAACCUGAAUAACGUGAUUUUGGGUGAAAUAUUUGUUUGCCAAGGUGACUGCUAGGGACCUGGCUCUGCUUUCUUGUUGAACAAGCUGUUAUAAGGAGUGGUGUUAGUGUCACCUUUCUGCCUGAAGCUUUUUUUAAAAAAAAACCCCAAACCAGCAAACUGUGAGGGGGAUAAUGGUGUUCAGUUUUUUGGUUUGGGUUUUUUUGUUUGUUUUUCAAAGAAAAAUGUCUGAUCUGAGACACCUUGUCCAGUCAUCUGGUUCUUAUUGUCUUCAUACAACAUUCCUAAAUCACAGUUUGUGUUUUCCUCCAUUUCUAUCCUAUGUUUUUUUCCAAGACUUGUCAUUGUUUUCCCCCCUGAACCCAUCUUUUUUUUAUUAUUUUUAUACUUGCAGUAGUGGUCAUGAUCUCGGAGGAGUCACAUUACCACUGCGAUAUUUUUGUCUAGUACUUUUCAGUACAUCCUGUCAGGCCCAUCUUCUACUAAAUAUCCAUGUCCAAAUCUUGCAGAGUGUUUUUGUGUUUUCCUGAUAACAUGGAUUAGUAUUGAUGUGAUACGCAGUUAUAAGAAACCUUCUUUAACCUCAGGGAGACUCGCCCUUAAAGUGAAUUUAGAAGUGUUAAGCAAACUCAAGUCUGCUCUUGUACAAUAUAAUGUUUGUUGAAAAGCAUCUUUACACUGUACAUAAAUAAAAGUAUUUUAUUGA